Molecule: messenger RNA, 2081 nt
Organism: Scheffersomyces stipitis CBS 6054
Lineage: Eukaryota; Fungi; Ascomycota; Pichiomycetes; Serinales; Debaryomycetaceae
Gene: RGD1
Product: Rgd1p
Exons: 3
Coding region: 306-2081 (591 amino acids)
Biological process (GO): regulation of GTPase activity; signal transduction
Cellular component (GO): cytoplasm
Source: RefSeq, a predicted model, not a curated record
CGAUAUUCCUCUCAGCGCAGCGGUGCCAUCCACACAACGUCGCCACAGAGUCCAGAACUGCCAAUUCUGCUAGAAUUGCCUUUUUUGUGAUUUUUCUCCAUCUUUUGUUUGUCUUUUUCUGAUUCGAUUGAACAGAUCAGAGGAAUAAGACUCCGUAUUGAACACGAGUUCAUAACAUUGAAAUCACAUUGUAAUAUAUCGAUACGUCCUAUUCAUAAAUCAAUUCCAGUUCAUAUACCAUACUCAUUUUCAAAUCAGAUCUACUGUCAUCUACUUGCACUACAUCAACAUCUCAUUAUACCACCAUGCCCGAAGACUCAGCUGCUCUUUUAGACCAAAACAACAUCCAGGAGAUCCUAAACAGUGACUCGUCGUUGGACAUUCUCUUGACUCGUUUGAAGCAGUCCAUCACUACAGGCGAAGAGUUUGCUAAAUACAUAAAGAAGAAAGCACAGAUCGAAGAUGAACACUUCACCCAGUUGAAGAAGUUUGCAAUGCAGACGAAAGCGAACUUCAAGACCCACCAGGGAAAGUUGAAAAACGAUUCUUUUUCAAAUAAAUUGGAAGCGAUCAUUUCUCUAGAUGAAAAACUUCACGACGUAGGUAAUCCAUAUGUAAAGGCUCUUACUGUUAUGUAUGACGAGUUGUCCUCGUUGAUUGCAACAGUAUCGAGAUCCAGGAAGUUAAUCAAAGACGAGGCCAAAAAGAAAGAAAAAGACCUUGGUGAUGCUUGUCUUGCUGCCGACAAGGCUAAGCAGAAAUACUACCAUUUGUGCGAUGACUUGGAGAAGUUAAAGACCAGCGAUCCUAACAAAAAGUCAUUCUCGUUGAAGAACAAGUCAGUAGAGCAACAAGAGGACGACUUGCUGAAGAAGGUAGACUCUGCUGACCAGGACUACAAAAUGAAGUCUACGGCUUCCAAGAAGUUAAGAGACGAAGUUCUUGUCAUCCACAGACCCAACAACUCCAAGAAGCUCAAAAACUUGAUCUUGGAAAUGGAUAUUGCUAUGAAUGUUCAAUUGCAAAAGUAUGCAACAUGGGAAGAGAACUUGAUCAUGAAUUCUGGUGUCACCAUCAGUCCGAUCCAGUCCAACAAGCCCUCCAUCAAGGCUUUGGCCAAUGCUAUCGAUAACGAGAAGGAUCUCUACGAUUAUUUGGUCAGGUCUGAACGAUCUGUAGCACCCAAUAAGACCUUAAUACCCGUGGAGUAUGUCUUGCAUCCUUCUUUGGCUAAAAACCAAAGAAUAAGCAAACCCUUUCUCAAUACCAGUGCUCCAAAGAAUAACCACACCAACGUUGCGGCUGCAUUCAACUCCAAGAGUCACAUAAUAAUGCUAGCACUCGGAUUAGGCGACUCUGGUACUGAAGCCAAGUCACCUAGUUUCUAUAGUUCGUUAGAUCCAGCAUCUCAGUCCAACACUCCUGAACUCAAGGGACCUAAGGUUCUAAAGACCCAGAUAUCUCAGCCUACGUUUGGAGUAUCAAUUGAAGAUGUUAUCCAGUACGCUGGCCAAGAUAACGUGCCCUAUGUCGUCAAAAAGUGUUUCGAAACGAUAGAAAGAUACGGCCUAGACCUCGAAGGCAUCUACAGAACGAGUGGAAACAAAGCUGCUGUGCAGCAGUUGAAGGAUUCUAUUGAUCAAAACUUCACCAACUACUUGUUGAUUGGAAGCAACAUCGAUGGAACCAAUGUUCAUGAUGCUGAUAUUGUCUGUGUAGCUUCGUUGGUGAAGUUGUAUUUUGCUAGUUUGCCAGAGCCUUUGCUUACCAACGAGUACCACCAGUCAUUUAUUGAAACUGUUAAAUCGCUUGACGAAACUUUUAUCGCUAAGAAAUUGCACCAUUUGGUGUUCAACUUGCCUGAUGGAGCGUACUUCACAUUGAGAGCGCUCAUCUUUCAUUUGAACCGCGUCGCAGAGCACCAGAGCAGUAAUAGAAUGACUGCUAAGAGUUUGGCCAUUAUCUGGGGACCCGUUAUAUUGAACGACAACAGCAUGAACCCACAAGAUUUGAGCUACAAGAGUAAAGUCGUGGAGGAGUUGAUGCUUAUUGCCAACGAGAUCUUUGAUCCCGACGAAUAG